AUCCUCGCCUGGCUUGCUUACUUGUAUUGGUAGCAGUUGGUGCACUGAUAUCAGACACAGUCUAGUCCAGUGGCUAGUCGUGCAUUUGGUUCACCAUAGAAUGAUCAACGCGAAAACGGUGUAAAUACUGCGGAAAUAUUUUGUUCUUUGCCUACGCGUGCUUGUAAGUAACAGUUAGUUGUGUGAGAUCGUAGUGACCCACCGUUCCGCAACACAUCUGUUGCAGAGCCACCCCGUGUCGCUCCAGUUUAGGGCACAGCACGAGGGAGAGCAAAGAAAAAAGGCUUGGCGCUGAAGCAGAGGGGAGUAUCGUGUCACUGGCCACGACUAUUCCAUUCGCGUUUGGCCUUGUAAUUCGUCUGCAGCCAUGACGGAGUACAAGUUGGUAGUUGUGGGAGCGGGUGGUGUCGGAAAGAGCGCACUCACCAUCCAGCUCAUACAGAACCAUUUCGUCGAGGAAUACGAUCCAACUAUUGAGGAUUCCUAUCGCAAGCAAGUGGUCAUUGACGGUGAAACAUGUCUACUGGACAUUCUCGAUACGGCAGGGCAGGAGGAGUACAGUGCUAUGAGAGAUCAGUACAUGCGCACGGGAGAGGGCUUCUUGCUGGUGUACGCGAUCAACAAUGACAAGUCUUUCGAAGACAUCUCAACCUACCGAGAUCAGAUUCUUCGUGUCAAGGAUGUCACAGAGUCAGAAGGUGUACCAAUGAUGCUUGUAGGCAACAAGGCUGAUCUGCGCCGUGAUGUGGAGCUGGAGCGAGCUCAGCAGCGAGCUAAAUCCUAUAAUGUCCCAUUCGUUGAGACGUCAGCUAAGACUCGGCAAGGAGUGGACGAUGCCUUCUUUGGACUAGUGAGAGAAAUUCGGAAAUAUAAGCAAAACAAGGGCAACACGAAAGCGAAGGCCAAGCCGAAAAGAUUCUGCAUGUUGCUGUAAAGGCACCCACCCGCCCACCUGGACACGAGGACAUCUGCAUGGGGUUUGAGGUUUGCUUUGCUGUUGAAUUUGUGUAGCAGCAGCAGCAACAGUAGUUUUGCAUGCGCAAAAGCAAAUGAGAGAAUGUAGUCAGCUGGAAGAUGAUUCCAUCAUGCAGCACUCUCCAAGGCUUUGGUUUUGCUUGCAUCACCGCUCCGAAAGCCGAUGACACCUGCAGCCAGUGUUGCGCUUCUGACUUUUGUCAACCUGUGAUUUGCGUGAUUGUGUACAUACGGACCGUGUCGGUUUACCAAGGCAUGUCUGCUGGCCUGAAUGUUUGCCCGCGUUGGAAGUCAUUUCACCCAUGCUCCUGCUCAUGCUAUUUCCUUUUGACCCCCGUGCAUCCCGUUGUGUAACACUGCAUGUAGUAAGUUAGUGGACAACGUGAGUAGCACCGGCAGGUUACGUACUGCUGUCAUUAGAGUAGACCUCUCAAUGUCUCUAGUUCCAAUUCAUAGUGUAGAUUUUUUACUCUAACUUCAACGUUGGGAAUCUGUUCUAGCUGUCCGGUACAGUUAAAAUGUUCCUGCCAAGAAUGCUGAAUGCCAUGUGACAUAUUCUUUUCUUAUCAUUAGCCGGUGCCACGUGGAGCAUAGUCAGCUCCGCUAAUUCCUGCAAGCGUCUCGUGUCGCAGAACACUCUCUCCCA
Molecule: messenger RNA, 1621 nt
Organism: Sycon ciliatum
Lineage: Eukaryota; Metazoa; Porifera; Calcarea; Leucosolenida; Sycettidae
Product: GTPase HRas-like
Exons: 10
Coding region: 368-934 (188 amino acids)
Biological process (GO): Ras protein signal transduction
Cellular component (GO): plasma membrane
Molecular function (GO): GTP binding; GDP binding; GTPase activity
Source: RefSeq, a predicted model, not a curated record